CAAGAAAUCAGGGAUUAUGCGAACUAGAAAGAGACCCUUGAUUGAAGAAGAUGAAGGUGAAGAGACUUUCAUCAACAAUAGUGAUUAUGAAGAGAGUGGAAAGGGUGAGGAGACAAAUGGAGGUGAAGGAUUAGAAAGAGACGUGUUUGAAGAAGAGGUGAAUCAAGAUGAAGAGGUGAAUGAAGACGAGGAGAGAGAUGAACAGGAAGAGGAGGAGGAUGAAGAAGAGGUUGUGACUGGCAAGCCAGUAAAUCCAAGAAGAACUCAUACUCCAACUCCAAUUGCAGAAUCAAAUAAUGGGAAUGUUACACCUUCAAACGCGUCCGAUAUUGCCACCAAUAGAAUCACCAGUACUAGUAGUACUACCAGUACUUCUACUACUACUACUACUACUACUCUCCCACCACUUUCAAAUGGACUUGGAGUCCCGGUAGAAAAAUUAUCAUUUCUUCAUCAACAAUCAGAUAUUCAACUUCAAUCACCAACCAAAAGAAGAGAACUUCAACAACAACAAUUACCUCCAGCUACCAGAGAAAAUGAACCUAGAUUAGUAAUUGAUCUGCUUGUAUUGACCAACUUCAAGUCAUAUGCCGGGAAGCAAAUCAUUGGACCUUUCAAUGCAUCAUUUCUGGCGGUUGUUGGACCUAAUGGUAGUGGUAAAUCUAAUGUAAUUGAUUCAAUGUUGUUUGUAUUUGGAUUUAGAGCACUGAAAAUGAGACAAGGUAAACUUUCUGAAUUAAUUCAUAAUUCUGAAGGAGGACAAAAAUUAGAUUAUUGUCAAGUUGAUAUACAUUUCCAUAAUGUUAUGGAUGAAGAAGAAGGAAGUCAAGGAGAGAAAUCCAGUACUAAAGUGCCCAAUUCUGAAUUAAUUAUUAGUAGAAAGGCCUUUAGAAACAAUUCAUCACAAUAUUAUAUUAAUGGGAAAUCAAGUAGUUAUACUGAAGUAACUGAUUUCUUAAAGGGGAAAGGUAUUGAUUUAGAUCAUAAGAGAUUUUUAAUUUUACAAGGUGAAGUUGAAUCUAUUGCACAAAUGAAAGCCAAGGCAGAAAGAGAAAAUGAUGAUGGAUUAUUAGAAUAUCUUGAAGAUAUCAUUGGAACUGCUAAAUAUAAACAAUUGAUUGAAUCCAAUUUACUGAAGAUUGAUGAAUUAAAUGAUGUUUGUUUGGAAAAGGAAACUAGAUUUGAAUUGGUUGAAAAGGAUAAAGAUCUUCUUGAAGAUAAAAAGAUUGAAGCAUUAAGAUUUUUAGAAAUGGAGAAGAAAUUAAUCAAUAAGCAAUCAAUUCAAUUCCAAGCAAAUAUUUUAGAAGGUGGAGAAAAAUUAACACAAAUAAUGUCAAAGAAAAGUAUACUUGAUGAAGAACUUUCCAAGGAAAAGGAAGCUAAUAAGGAACUUAAUAAAGAAAUUGAAUUAUUUCGUGUUAAACAAGAAGAAAUUAAACAAUUUCUUGAUUCUUUAAAGGAACAAGAAAGACAACUUAUUAAACAACAAAAGCAAGUUGGUAAGGCAUCAGUAUCUAUAGAGGAAAAAGUUAAGAAUUUAACUAAUCGAGCUAAAAAGGCUGAGAAAUUAAUUCAAUCACUGGAAAUGACAAUAAAUUCAUCAACAAUUAAAUUACAAUCUAAUUCAGAAAUUUCCAAUCAAUAUAAAAUUGAAUUAGAAGAAUUAGUUUCAAAUUUAGAUAUUGAAAAAAGGAAAUUAGAAGAAAUUAGAAGAAAUUUAACUACUAAAACUUCAGGAUUUAGUAAAGAAAUUGAAAUUUUACAGAAAAAAUUAGAACCAUGGAUGGAUAAAUUAAAAGUUAAUGAAGGUUCUAUAACUCUUAUAAAUUCACUGAUUCAAAUGUUACAAACACAAAGAGAAAGUGUUGAGAAGCAAUUGAAUGAAGGACGUCAAAAAUUAAUGAAUAUUAAAGUUGAUGGUAAGAAAAAGGAACAAGAACUUUUAGAAUCUAAGGAAAAACUUAAUGUUGUUAUUGAACAAAUUCAACUUAUGGAUGAAAAAUUAAAAUUACAACGAGAAGAAUUAUCGAAAAAGAAAUCUAAUCUUUCUAAUAUAAGACAACGUACACAAGAUUCGGUUAAUUCAUUUUCCAAGAAUCAAAAUAGAAAUAAUGUUUUAACCAGUUUAAUGCGAUUAGCCAAGUCUGGACGUAUUGAUGGGUUUUAUGGACGUCUUGGAGACCUUGGAUCUAUUGAUGAUCGGUAUGAUAUUGCCAUAUCCACUGCAGCUCCAGGACUUGAUUCCAUGGUUGUGGAAACGGUAGAAACUGCUCAAAGUUGUAUUGAUUAUCUUCGUAAGAAUAAGUUGGGAUAUGCCAAUUUUAUAUGUCUUAAUAAGUUAAGAAAAUUUGAUUUAAGGCCAAUUUCCACCCCAGGGAACCCUGCAAGUGUUAAAAGAUUAUUCGAUUUAAUUCAACCAUCAAAUGAUAAGUUUUUACCAGCAUUUUAUAGUAAAAUGUUCAAUACUCUUGUUGCAUCUAAUUUAGGUGAAGCCAAACAGGUUGCAUAUGGAGCGAAAAGAUGGAAAGUUGUUACAUUGGAUGGGAAAGUAGUCGAUACUUCAGGUACCAUGUCUGGAGGUGGUAAUUAUGUUGCACGAGGAGCAAUGAAAUUAUCAUCACAAAGAUCUAAUAAUUCAGAUAAUUUAAGUGAAGAAGAAGUUGAAAAAAUGAGAAUUGAAUUAAAUCAAUUAGAAUCACAAUUUGAAUUAUUAUCAAGAGAAUAUCAAGAAAAUGAAAAUGAAUUAAGAUCUUUAAAAGAACAAAAACCUGAGUUAGAAUUCACGAUUUCAAGAUUACAACUUGAUAUUGAAGCAUUGAUUGCUGAGAAGAAGGAAACUCUGAUUGCUUGUAAGGCACUUAUCGCAGAAAGUGAGAAUGAUACUACCAAUCAAGAAAUUAAUUUACAAAUUCAAGCAAAGGAAUUAGAAAAAGGUAAAUUAAUUAAAGAAGGUGAAGAAUUAAAGGCACAAAUGGUUGAUUCUGAACUGCAAAUAAAGCAAUUAGAAGAAAAAAUCUUACAAGCUGGUGGAGUUGAAUUAAGACUUCAAAAUUCUAAAGUUGACUCAAAUAAACAAAAAAUUGAAAUUUUAAAUGAAAAAAUUUCAAAUGAUAGAUUAUCAGUUCGUAAACUUGAAAAUGAAAUUAAAAGACAUACCAAGAUUCUUGGAGAAUCUCAAGAUUCUUUGCAUGAAGCUGAAAAGGAUUUGGAAGAAAGUAAAGCUUUACAAGAACGGAAAAAGGAAGAACUUGAGAAAUUGAAUAAAUCAUUACAGGAAAUAGAGAGUGUAAAAGAGGAUAAACAAACAGAACUUGAUGAUUUAAACGUACAAAUGGAAGAAAAGAAUCAACAAAUCAACGAGUUUAAGUCCAAGGAAAUUGAAUUGGAAGAAAAGAUUGAAAAAUAUGCUCAUAUUAUCAAGAAAACCAAGAGAGAUAUAGAAGAACUGGAAGAAAGUUUAAGUGGAUUGAUUGUACGAGACGUCGAACCAUACAUCGAAUGGCUUGAUAAUGAUGAAGAAAAGAGGAAAUAUGACGGAGGUGAGAUUGAAAAAUUAUCUAAAGAGGAAAUUGACCAUAUUGAUAUGGAUACAGUGAAUAAAGAAAUUGAAGAGUUGGAAACUUAUAUGAAUAAUGUUAAGGUUGAUAUAGAAGUCCUUAAAGAGUAUGGAUCAAAGAAGGUGGAGUUUGAAAGUCGUAGAAAUGACUUGAACCAUGCCGUUUCCGAACGUGAUGGAAUCAAGGGAUAUUGUGAAGAAUUGAAGAGGAAACGAUUGGAUGAAUUUAUGGAAGGGUUCAACACCAUUUCCAUGUCUCUUAAGGAAAUGUAUCAAAUGAUUACCAUGGGAGGAAAUGCCGAGCUUGAGUUGGUCGAUAGUUUAGAUCCAUUUUCUGAAGGGAUUUUAUUCAGUGUCAUGCCUCCAAAGAAAUCAUGGAAGAAUAUAUCCAAUUUAUCUGGUGGAGAAAAGACCUUGAGUUCACUUGCCUUGGUUUUCGCCUUGCACAGAUAUAAACCAACUCCUUUGUAUGUUAUGGAUGAAAUUGAUGCUGCUUUGGAUUUCAGAAAUGUUUCCAUUGUGGCAAAUUAUAUCAAGGAGAGGACAAAGAAUGCACAAUUUGUGGUUAUUUCAUUGCGGAAUAAUAUGUUUGAAUUAGCUCAACAAUUGGUCGGAAUCUACAAGGUUAAUAACAUGACCAGAAGUAUUUCACUUCAAAACAAGGAUUUCCUUGCGGAUGAUGAGUAAUUAUGUAUAGAACUUAUGUAUAAUAGAGGAAUGUAAAAUAUAUAAAAGUGUAUGCAUUUGUUCGAAUUAUUAUUAAU
Molecule: messenger RNA, 4320 nt
Organism: [Candida] anglica
Lineage: Eukaryota; Fungi; Ascomycota; Pichiomycetes; Serinales; Debaryomycetaceae
Source: the annotation of a GenBank genome assembly